CUGAUUCUGAAACCCUUCUGGAUGGAAGAGAUCCAGUUGAGUCCAAUCUCUGCUUCCCCAAUUUCACUUGAGCUUCUCGCCAAAAUCUCUUUUAUCUAUGUAUGAAUUAUUAUGAUUUUAACUCUUUAACUCCUUUUUUAUAUUUCUUGUUCCAUUUUCGUAAUUCCAAAAUCUACUGCAGAUUUUCUGAAAUGUUUUGUUUCUAUUUGGAUUUUUGGUGGCUGGUCUUAGGGAUUUCUUAUUUUCUUAAAUGGGUUCCUUCUGGGAUUUCAAUUUCAGUGUUGCAAAAUGCCAAUUUUGGCACAAUCGGUUGGCAAUUGGCAAGAAAAGUCCCAAGCUCCUGUCUCCGAUGAACCACAAGUGCUCUCCGAUGAACCCCAAGUGCUCCUAAGUGAGGCACCUAUUUGUGCUGAUGAUGGUGAAGCAGUUGAAGAAGGGGGUAUUAAUGAUGAUGCUCAUGGUGUUAAUUUUAAGAUAGCUUCCAAUGGUGAAGGGCAACAGGAAAAGGAGUGUGGGAGAGAAGUUAAACCAAUAUCCAUGCUUCAUACCUUUUAGAGAGUACCACUUUGCAUUAUGUGACUGGUCUUCCAGGUGCAUAGAUCUUUCAAAUUUAGUCAUUUCACUGUCUAACUCUGUUUAUCAUUGAUUCAAUUUGUUAUUAUCAUUGAUUUCUGGUUAUUGACCACAUUCUAUUGUGCACUGGAUGGUGGAGGACUGCCACACAAUUUUUGUGUUUUAAUGAGAAAUCCAAACUCCAAAAUAGGCUAUUUGCUUCCAGAUUUCCACCUUACUUUGCUUCGAUGCAGUUUGAAACAGCUUUGUAAAUAACCUCCUUUGUGAAUAUAUAAGAGAUGUCAGAGACAAAAAGAGUAAUAAUAUUAUAUUUUUGUU
Molecule: messenger RNA, 891 nt
Organism: Rubroshorea leprosula
Lineage: Eukaryota; Viridiplantae; Streptophyta; Magnoliopsida; Malvales; Dipterocarpaceae
Source: the annotation of a GenBank genome assembly